AUGCCGAAGCAAACCUCUUUGCUCGCCCGCCUCCUGCACUUCCGAGCACCCAGGCGGCGACACCGGAACGACCAGUUUGUCACGCAGGACCAACAGGCUCUCGAGUACCAAGAUUCGCAAGCCGCUGCGCACAUUGCCCAACCAGGCAGCCCACGUGGAGCCAUGGGAGACGUGCUCACCCCAACCCUGGACGAUGCCCAGCCUCUUGCGCAACCUGCGGGAGCUCAAGACGCUGGCCCUGGUCUCAAGCUCCCAAUCCUCCCCAACACUCUCCCUUCUCCCGCCACCGCUCUCCGUCGCGACAGUCUCCAGCCGCCCUCUGACUCCCACAAUUCUGUCCAAACCAUGGCUGCCCCCACCAUUACCGUAGAGCAUACCGCCAAUGCCUCCCCGCUUGACAACCUCAGCGAGGUCCUGGCUACCAAGACCUGCUUCGCCUUCGUUCUAGACACCACUCUCUACGAUCACCGCGCCGCUACCUCCCUGGCUACCCGCGCACUCCUGCAAGCCGUCGCCGACUCCCACAAUGCUCCCUACGACACCCUUCAAGCGACCUACGCCGACCUUUGCUCCUCGCAUCCGCCUAGCGCCCAAGAAAACUGGGCCGUCCACCAGAAGCAGCUCCUCCAGGACCUGCUCGCCUCCAUUCCCCACGCCCUGACACCCGAGCAGGCUUCGGCCCAGAUCGAUGACCUCUUCCGCCUCUGGAAGAAGACAAUGUACGCGCAGCUGCACCCGGCCCCGGGCGUGCUGCCGCUGCUGCGCUCGCUGCUCAAGCGCUCCGCCCGCAUCGUCAUCGCCAUCGACAGCGCCAACUCGGGGUGCACCAAUGACAUGGCCGCCUGGCUCAUCGAGCACCUCUACCUCGACAACUUCGUCGACCGCAUUGCCGUGCUCGAAGAGAGCAACACCGACGACGGGAGCAAUGGCAGCAGCAACAGCGACAAUGGCUUUGGCGACGUGCUCAAGCGCAUCGACGUCCGUCCCGACGAGACGGUCCUGUUCGCCGGCGCGAGACGCGACGGCCGCAGCAUCGCCGCCAGGGAGGGCGUAAGCCUCGUGGUUGUGGACGCCGAAGUGGUGGCGCAGCAUCCCGAAGACGUGCGCGGCAGGAUGAGCGGCAAGAACAACUACGUCAGGCAGGCGGACGACGGCGUGUGGGAAAUUGGCGCACUGAUGGUGGCGAGGAACGCGGUAAGGAUGACGCUGCACGAGAGGGAUAGGAGCGUCGAUUCGGCCAGGAUGUGA
Molecule: messenger RNA, 1248 nt
Organism: Diplodia corticola
Lineage: Eukaryota; Fungi; Ascomycota; Dothideomycetes; Botryosphaeriales; Botryosphaeriaceae
Product: haloacid dehalogenase domain-containing protein hydrolase
Exons: 1
Coding region: 1-1248 (415 amino acids)
Source: RefSeq, a predicted model, not a curated record